This is a messenger RNA of Anguilla rostrata (American eel), 4126 nucleotides long. Its product is annotated as SH2B adapter protein 3-like. Gene Ontology annotation, biological process: intracellular signal transduction. NCBI's taxonomy places the organism in Eukaryota, Metazoa, Chordata, Actinopteri, Anguilliformes, Anguillidae. Gene Ontology annotation, cellular component: plasma membrane. The record is from RefSeq and is a predicted model, not a curated record. Gene Ontology annotation, molecular function: transmembrane receptor protein tyrosine kinase adaptor activity.
AUCUGGCACAGCAUCCGUUUAAGCAGAUAUAGGCGAAAGAAAGUGAUGCACAUUAAGUGCAUUAAGGACUAAGCACGUCAGCAGCAGAUCUACAAAACAAUGCUACAUAUCAGCAGGCCAGCGUGUUACGGCUCUGUCAGCGCACUACUCUGGAAGCAGCCUGUAUGGAAGUGCUAUACCUGGGGGAAAAAGUUGUUUUACGGCAACAGACUAGGCUAUAUAAUGUUAUGGUCUUUUUGAAAGGCGGAUAUUCUCCUUGAUAAAUGACGUCUAAACCCUCCUUAUUGUUUCUAAGAAGCAUACAAUGGGGUAUUCAUGGAACAUUUGGCAGCGGAAUUGAUGAGUUACCUAAGCAUUUUCCGCGCCUUAGUUUCCUUCCUGAAACUUUGCGAAAAUUUGUUGAACACCGCUAACAUGGGAGAGAAAAUAACGGGUCUUGAAGAAAGCAGAGGUGUAAUUUUGGCCUCCCCUCUUCCUGCUGCCACUGACCCUCAGGUGUCUCUGGCUCUUGUGAUGAAUGGCAGCGCUGUCCAGCAGGGGGCAGCGGUCCCUCCCGGCCGACCGCUGCAGAGCUGGGGCGAGUUCUGUGAGCUUCACGCCCUCGCCGUGGCGCGCCACCUGGCCGCCCGGUACCGCCACUUCGCCAGUGAGCAGCCGUGGCAGGACACGGUGCCCGCGGACAGCUUCUCCAGGCUCUUCAGCAGCCUGUUCCAGCAGUACUUCUGCAGCGAGGUGGCCAAGGAACACCCGCCCCUGACCCCGCCCCCAUCCCCGCCCCCACUGCUGAUCCCGGCCCCAGCACUGGACCCACUGGCUCUGCCCCCAGCUCUGGUCCCACCCCCACCGCUGACCCCGCCCCCACCUCUGGCUCCGCCCCCAGCACUGACCCCGCCCUGCACUGGACCCACUGGCCUUGCCCCCAGCACUGGUCCCACCCCCACUGCUAGCCCCACCCCCACCGCUGACCCCGCCCCCAGCACUGGCUUCACCCCCACUGCUGGCUCCACCCGCACCGCUGACCCCGCCCCCAGCACUGGACCCACUGGCUCCGCCCCCAGCACUGGCCCCGCCUCCCCCCGUGCGGGGUGGUUGGCAGAUGAUGUCUUUUCCCGGGGUGCAGGGUUGUCGGUAUUCGGAGCGGCCUGGCCCACAGGCUCUUUUGGCGCUUUUGGCUUCGAAGGUGGAGCCUUUAGUUCCCACAAUGCCGCUGGGUCGGCGCCUGCCCCUGGAACGCCCCCCCGCGACCGCGCUGGCCGCCAUGUUGGAGCGCUGCUUGGUGAGCACAGCCAGGAGGGCGCCCUGUGUGCCCGGGGAGGGGGAAUCUGGAGCCGCCCAGCCACUGAGUGCUGGUGCCCCAACCCGCUCCUCCCCGCCCCGUCUCGGGCUGGCCCGGGGUGCAUCUUGCCCUCGUCCCGCAUCCUGCCCCCGUCCCGGGGUUCCCCGGGGUGCGUAUUGCCCCUGUCCGUGGCACAGAUCCGCCGUGGCACGCGUGGGCUCCUGAAGAAGUGCUUGCGGGGGUCUGGGCGGCACGCCGGUCUCGGGGGCGACGGACUGGCCCAAACCCCCCCCCCAGCGGGCCGCUGGCUGGACCGGCUGGCCUGCAGGUUCCGUCUGCAGCGGCCCCCGAGUGGGCCGGAGGUGCCUGCCGACUGCAGGGAGGGCCUCCUCAGGUACCUGCUGGUGCGGGACGGCGUGGCGGACUCCCGUGCGGACUGGCAGCGCUGCAGACUGCUGCUGUGGAGAGACCCCCACGGCAUGCUGGGACAGCUCUACCAGUUGCAGCUGUUUGACCCGCCAAAGGGCUGCAGGCCCCAGCUGACAGUGAGGUGCUGUGACAUCACAGAGCUCCGUCGCUGCAGUCACCUGGAGAUGCCUGACAACAGGAACACGUUCGUCUUAAAGGUGAAUCAUUACGGCGGCAGUUUUAUAUUUGAGGCCGAUAACGAUCAGCAAGUCAGUUCCUGGACUGCAGCCAUCAGCAGAUACAUCAACACAGGGGCAGAUACAUCAACACAGGGUGAACAGCAGAUACAUCAACACAGGGUGAGCAGCAGAUACAUCAACACUGGGUGCGCAGAUGAUACAUCAACACAGGGUGAACAGCAGAUACAUCAACACAGGGUGAGCAGCAGAUACAUCAACACAGGGCCCGACAGGAUGGAUAUGGAGGUGACUACUUCUCUGCCAGACAGUGUGCUGCCCUACACCAGCAGGGGGCGCUCAGAGUCCAGUGCAGGGUCUUUACACUUCCCCUCAUCAGGCCCCGCCCUCCGGCCGAUGGACAACCUCCUGACCCCGUACCCAUGGUUCCACGGGGCGGUUUCGCGGCUGACGGCGGCCCAGCUGGUGCAGGCAUCGGGGCCGGAGGGGCACGGCGCUUUCCUGGUGCGGCAGAGCGAGACACGGCGAGGCGACUACGUCCUCACCUUCAACUUCCAGGGCCAGGCCAAGCACCUGCGGCUCGUCCUGACGCAGUGGGGGCAGUGUCGCGUGCAGCACCUGCACUUCUCCUCCGUGCUGGACAUGCUCAGUCACUACCGCCGCCACCCCAUCCCGCUGGAGAGUGCCUCCGCCCAAAACAUUACCCUUUCCAGCUAUGUGGCGGUUAACUCCGCCCCCUCAGGUCAGAGUUCAGACGGCCCGGUGGUCCUGGUGCCGUUCUGCCUCCACCGCUGGAGCUCUGAGCCCAGUCUGGCCCGCAGCAAUCCGCCCCCUCCUGCGGCUCCGCCCCCUGGCCCCACCCCUCCCCUGGAGCGCCCUGGCGACGCCCUACGGAGGAGCGCAUCCGUGGGCCGCCGCCCCCUGCAGCUGCACCCCAACCUCCGCUCCGCGCCCCUGGACCCCACCUACGAGCUGGAGCCCCUCGGCCAGAGCCACAGGAGGGCCGUAGACAACCAGUACGUGGCAGUCUGAGAGGGGGGCGGAGCCUGGGCAGAGUCAGGGCAGAGCCUGGCAUUCGCGCACCAAACACCCGGGACGCCCGUUCAUAUCUGCUGACCCGGCUGAACCUCGUGAUGGCCUGACAGGACCGGCCCAGGCUGCACCCUGGACCUGAGGAGGGACACGUCAGCAGGUGUUGUUAUGACAACUAAGAGCAAGCUGCCCUCCUGUACAGCCAAUGGCUUAUUUUCACUGCAGUUCCCUAUUUAGCUCACCAGAGGGCAGUGCAGCUGGCCCAGCCUGUGCUGGCAGAUUACACGCAGCCAGUUCACCAGAGGGGUCACCGUUGAGUCACGACAGGAUAUCCUGCCAAUUAUCCUGACGGGAAAAGGAAGGGAAAAGAUUACACCCACACACUCUUUCAGAACUCUCAGUGAUCUGUGUACAAAUUACCUACGUUUGGACCUGCAGGGUCAUAGUCUUCUGGGUCAAGAGAUUUCGUUUCUUUAAAAAAAAUGUAUUCUAGCAUGAUUUUUUCUUUUUUGUCCAGCUGUGGUGCUCUUUACCCUGAACCAGUAUGUUUCAGCUAUGAAAAAUGACCACUUAGCUCAUGACCAUUGCUCACAAAACAUACUCUUUCAGGAAGCCAAACUACCUCAUUUGCAUUUGAGCAAGUUGUGAACAGCGCAAAAAUUGUCAACAAAUGUUUCACAAAUGUUUGUACAGCUGCAAAAUCUCAUGGAUUUGCUGUGCCCUGUAUAUAGUUCUGAACCUUUCAUGGCAGUAGUGGUAUAUUCAGAAACUUUGUGUGCCUGUUUUUUUAUCACAGAUUUAUUCAUCUCAGAAUAACUAAUGUAAUAAUUUCCAUGUUGCAUUUGUCUAUACUGCUAAUGAGAAGAUUUAUCAAUUGCAUUUUAAUCUUUAUUAUAGUAGAAAAUCAGGAUUAAACACAAUUAUUUUUAUGGUUAAGAAAUGUACUACUACCAACUUUUUCUAACAUUAUGUACAACAUGAACAAGCAAGUCAGCGUUUCUGUAAAUCCAUGGCUUGCUCAUCUAAGGAUAGUUGGGUAUCUAACAUUUUUGCUAAUCAAGUCUCUGCAGAAAACGUGCUUAUUUGAAAAUCUUUCAUGUAAUUGUUGUUUUUACCUUUGUCAACCUUUUUAUUUUCAGUACAUUUUACCCUUAUGUACCCUGAUUUCCUUGUAUUGAAGGUUCUCUAUAAAUAAAGAUUAUUAUUAUUAUUA